UGGCAGGUGGCUGGAACUGAUGAUCCUGGAGGGCUUUUACAACAUUAAUGACUGUUACUCCAUGACCAGGCACGGACCGGGGGUGCCAGCAGCCCCCCCCAGCGCCCUGCCUUGCGCUGUGGGCGCUCAGCCUCGCCUCACGACCCCGGCCGGGCCGCUGCCAGCAGGCACCCGCCCGGUAGCGGCAGGGACACGGCCGGUAACGACAAGGGCCCGGCCGGCAGCCGCUUCCGUCGUCCCCCGCCAUCACUUCCAGGUCAGGGAAGGCGGCGGGCGGCUUCCGGAGUGCGGCUGCACGAUGUUGUUGCAGCUGUGGGGGCUCCUGUACAGCAGCUACGUGCGGUUCUGGCUCAAGUGGGUCGUGAGGCUGCUCACCGGCAAGUGCGAGCUGCAGCGCGUCCUGCACGGCCAGAAGGAGGGGGCGCGGAGGACGCUCGGCAUCGAGCAUUCACUGGGAUCAUCAAAGAACAAGGUUUUAAGAAAUGCUCUACAUGUUGAUGAAGCCGAAGUGGAGAAGUGUGUCAAAGAUGUAAUGAAAGAAAAGAAAAUUGAACAAAAGGAUAUCAGGUUUAAGACAAAUUUGCAUAUAUCCUUGCUACAGAUAACAGGUUAUAAAAAACUUUACUUGAAUGUGGAAAAUCUGAGGAAGGUCCCGUAUGAUUCAGAUAAUGAAGAACAUGAGGAACAGUUAAUUGAGCUUUGGAAUUUGCUGAUGCCUCAUGAAAAUCUGAAGGCCAGAAUCACCAAGCAGUGGUGUGACAUCGGCUUCCAAGGUGAUGACCCCAAAACAGACUUCAGAGGGAUGGGCCUGCUGGGAUUAGUGAAUCUGGUGUAUUUUAGUAAGCAUUACACCAAUGAAGCUCGUCAGAUCCUCUCUCGUUCAAAUCACCCAAAGCUGGGAUAUUCUUAUGCAAUUGUUGGAAUUAAUCUGACUGAAAUGGCAUACAGCUUACUUAAGAGUGGUGAUUUAAAACCUCAUCUGUACAACGUGGUCUCUGGAUUGCCACAAAUGGAACAUUUCCAUCAAUUUUACUGUUAUCUGGUUUAUGAGUUUGACAAGUUCUGGUUUGAAGAAGAACCAGAAAGUAUUAUGCACUUCAACCAGUACAGAGAAAAAUUCCAUGAAAAAAUUAAGGGUCUUCUACUGGAUUAUGAUGCGGUAUUAACCUUGGGAGAUAAAAAGAAACCUUAACUCCUCUGCAAUAUAUCAGGUUCUGCAUUAACAACAGAAUUACUCAUUUGGCUGAAAGUUUUGUAAGUUUCACCAAAAACUGUAUAACAAUAGAACUUUUUUACAUAAAAAAGUUUAAGUUCAGUUAAGAAAGCUUGGACAAUCAACCUCUGUUUACAGCUCUUUAUAUGCUACUCUCCAAAGGACAGGGUUAUUAUUUUUGUUGGUUUGUUUGUUUUUUAACCCAAAAGUCUGAAGAUCCCUGGAUCACUUGCUCUCUUUUUUUAUACUUCUUGGUGCAGGAACACAAAGCAGAUAUUUAUUCUGCAUCGUGCAUUUCAUUAAUAGGUUUAUCUGUUUAUCUGUCUUUUAAAACUUUUUCUAUUUGAAAUGUUCCUGGUUUAAAGCUUUUUGUGUCCUCAUUCUGUAUGCAUAGUCAGUAGUCCACUUGUCAAUGUUAAGUUUCCAUAAUGAAGAGGCUGAUGAAGGGGAUGUAUUAGUCACAGUUUUGGAAAGAGACUUAAAUCCAUCAACAUACUACAUGCUACUAUGUACUUACUACAAAUUACUUCUGGCUAAGGAAGUUUCUGUCUGUGGAUUUGUACCAGCAAGUUGCUAUGCUUGGAAAAAAGCUUAAUUUGCAAACAAACAAACAAAACCAAAAAAAGACCCAUAAGUCAACGGUGUGAGGAUCUGAUCCACAGAGUAAAGCUACUCUUUCUAAAAAUACUGCUGCUAUAAAAGUUUUCCGUUCUUUCUGAUCUGACUUCAGCUGCUCAGACUGCUUGACUUUGUUGUCAGCCCUUUCUUUUAUCAGCUAAUGAGAAAUUCCCAUUGGGAAGUACAAGAGUGAGUUCACUCAUUUAAAAAAAAAUAAAUAAAUAUUGCAGAUGCAGCCCCUAUGUUUUGAAAAUUAAUACUGGCCUCUAAUAAAAGUGCACUUUGCAUGGGUAAGUGCAACUGUGACACAUUCCUUAAUCAUGGCAUCCUCAGACAAUCUAAUCAAUAGGACUUCAUAUCUAUAUUUUGUCUAACUAUUGCUUAAAGCAGCUUUAAACAGAUUUGGUACAACCAUCACUUCAUUUUCCAAAACCUACUAUUAAAUAAGUGCCUUCUGCUUUAUUCAAUCAGUGUUUUAUUUUGAUUCUGUAACCAGAUCAUAGCCUUAGAAGCUCAAGUUGUUUGGGAAAAACUCUUUCAGUAUAUAAAUAGCACACUGGCACAAAACUUGUAUGCUAAUACAAGUGUUCAUGGUUCAUCUUUUAUUUUUAAAUCAUCUCAGGUAAAUUAGUUAACUUACAGUCAAUGACUAAUCAUGAAGAGGGUCCUGAAGAAUACAAAUACUGAACAGGAGAGGAAAGGGAUGAACCCCUUUUUUGUAAUGAGUGAUGUUACACUACAUAAAUAAUACAUUUCUUAAUAUAAAAUAUUAUGUCUCCCUGGAGAGAUUAAAAGCCCAACUGGACGAGGUCCUGUGCAGCCUGCUCUAGGUGACCCUGCUUUGAGCAAGGGUUGGACCAUGUGGUCCCCAGAGGCGCCUUCCCACCUCGGUAAUUCUGUCUUGUAUAAAUAGUGACUUUUUGCACUGCGUGCACCCAAUUACUCUUGGUCCCUUAAAUGUUGGUGUUCUCUUUGUUUGUGGGAAAGCACCUGGUCACUGUAUACUAUAUAUUUAUGGAGGUGGUAGAGCAGCUCUGUUUACUUUUUUAUGAUGCCUUAGGUAUAGUAACAAACAGUUUUUGAGUUUACCAUGCACAGGGUGGAGAGAGGUUCAUCUCACCUAUGUUGGACUAACACUAUUCUACUAAAAAAAAAAAAAAA
This is a messenger RNA of Anas platyrhynchos (mallard), 2992 nucleotides long. RefSeq names its product ELMO domain containing 2 (gene ELMOD2). Gene Ontology annotation, cellular component: membrane. Lineage: Eukaryota; Metazoa; Chordata; Aves; Anseriformes; Anatidae. Gene Ontology annotation, molecular function: GTPase activator activity. The record is from RefSeq and is a predicted model, not a curated record.